UUUACUUUGCAUGGCCUGUCAUGAAUGCUCUCGAGGAUUCCUGGGGGUCCGCGAAUGACAGUUGGAGAACCGCUGGUGUAAAGUGUACAUAAGCGUGGACACACAGCUUGGCGAACGCUGCAACGCGAUUGACCAGGUAAAGUCCUCUUGGCUCAUGCCCCACCCAGCAGCCUGUUUUGACAGCAUCUCCUCAAACCAGACACUGCAACUGAGGAAAAAAGAAAUCAGCAAAACAAAACAAGUGUCUCAUUGCCUGGGCACCUUUUGCACAUGCGUUUUCUGCUCGGCGUGUUUCCUUUGGCCUCAACGGAUGCUGACCUGAACACCACCACACCAGAGAUCUCUCCGCGUCAACGCGUUUAUAAAACCUUUCUUUUCGCUGUUGAAGCACGAAACUAGUAGGGUCAAUGACGAAGCUGUGUCGAAGCAACGCGCAUAGCACUGGUGCCAAAAUCUAUGUGAAAAAGCAUACUACGCAAAACAACUUCAAAAACAAGCACGACACUUAAAAAAAAAAAGUAUGGGAAACCAAGCCUGCAACAGGCUCACUAGCUGCAUAUCGAAGAGUCACCUAGUGGCGCUGCUUGCAACCAAGGUGAGGAGAGGACUUUAUCUGGCAGCUGCAACGUGUUUGAUGUCGACACCUAUAUUUAUCUUGCACCGCAAUCUAUAGUUGGGAAUUUCUAAUUAAAGUUAGAGAUGUGCCGAACAUACACUGAGAAAGGUGAUGAGCCGUCCUCCCUUUUCAUGCCCAGGGUUGAGGUCGGCGUCUCGGUCAACCCCCAAGCGGCGCCCCCUGCCCAGCCCCUCUGAUCCGCUGGGGCGCGCCCUUGGCGGGACGUCCCGGGUAGUGGCAGUGGACGUGUGCGCCCUGCGUCGUGGCCUGGGCCCCCUGGCAGGGCCAGACCUGUGCUGGGAGGACCUGGGGCUGGCCCACUGGCUGCUAGACCCCGGGGGAGGGAAGCGCUCCCUGGCACAGUUGGUGGAGCGCUGGGCCCCACAUUUGUGGCCCCUGCUGCCCCAAGGGCAGGAUUCUGGCAGCACGGCUGCUGCCAAGAGCUGCGUGCUGGCCCUGCACCUCCAGCAGCCAAUCAUGGCGGCCCUGCAAGAGGCACAGCUCUCCACCAUCUUUGCAGAGCUGGAGAUGCCUGCUUUAGGGGUGCUGUGCAAGAUGGACUGUAACGGCCUGGGCUACUCUGAGGAGGCUAGGGUGUUGGAAGCCCUGCACAGCGCCCUGGGACGGCUGCAGGCCAGGUGCACGUCCCUCGCCGGCCGGCAGCUGGCUCUUCACUCGCCCAGGGACGUGUCUCAGGCGGUGCGCCGGCGGCUAGCGCACCUUGCCGAGGCCAGAGGGCUCCUGAGCACAUCCAGCCGCCCGCUUACGAAGGCCCAGCUGGAGUCCCUGGCCGCGCUGGACCCGCUGCCCCGGCUUGUGCUCGACUGGCGCAAGGUGCACGCCGUGCUCAAUGGGAGCCUGGUCCCUGCGGCUCGCAGCGGGGUGCCCUGCCCCGAGCUGGGCAUGGUGCGCGUGCACCCCCGAUCGGAGCCCCAUAGCGCCACGGGAAGGGUGUCCCUGCGGGAGCCCAACCUCCAGGCGGUGGCCAGGGACUUCGAGGUGGCCCUCGACCCACCCGUCACCCUCAACCCACGACGGGCCUUCGUGCCCUUCCAGGGGGCCCUGCUGCUGUCUGCGGACUACUCACAGCUGGAGCUGCGUCUGCUGGCACACCUAUCUGCAGAUGAGGCCCUGGUGGCGGUUUUCUCCCAGGGAGGGGACGUCUUUGCCCAGAUGGCUGCCCGCUGGGGACACCAGACCACCAGGCACAGGGCAAAGCAGAUCUGCUACGGCAUUGUUUACGGGAGAGGCCCCCGGUCCCUGGCAGAAGAGUUGGGCAUGGAGGUGGCGGAGGCCGACCGCAUGAUGGCAGACUUCAGGCUCGCCUUUCCCGGGCUGCAGCGCUACGCAAACCAGCUGGUGUCCCAGGCACGCUCCCUGGGCCACGUGCGCACGGUGCUGGGCCGGCGCCGGCCGCUGCCCCAGCUACGCAGCGCAGACGCAGCCGUGCGUGCUCGGGCGGAGCGGCAGGCCCUGAGCACGGCCGUGCAGGGCUCAGCCGCGGACCUGCUCAAAAGUGCCCUGGUGGCCGUGGACGCCGCGCUGGCGCACCGCUUCCCGCACUCCAGGCACCCGCUCAGCACCCCCGGGUGUGGACAUCCCUCGUCGGGGGCCUUUCUGGUGCUGCAGCUGCACGACGAGCUGCUGCUCGAGGUGUGCGCCCGGGACCUGCCGACCGUGGCGGCCUUGGUGGCCGAGCGCAUGCGCACGGCCCUGCGACUGCGCGUGCCCCUGGCCGUGCGCCUCAGGGCGGGGCCCAGCUGGGGCCAGCUUGAGGACUACUCGCCGGGCAGCGCCGCCUAGGCAGGGCCAAUAAACGGCCACGCCUUUUUCUUAACGCAGAACGCAUUUUAUACAGGCGCAAAUCUGCGAACCAGCCUUUAAAAGCCAGCCCUGUUAUCGCAGUACCUGGAACGCGUCCUCGACCGGCGCGUUUAGGCCCAUGGAUCGAACGUGGUCCUCAAGUGGCAACACACGAUGUCGCGGGAGCCGGCGUGGCAUGCCGCUGGAUGUUGCGAUUCCGACAAUUGGUCGUAGGCACGCCGGCAAAAAAGGCAAGCGAAUGCGAGGGUCGCCGUCAUCCCGGCAUCCCAUCUUGCGUCUGCUUUCAUUUUCGUCGACUGCCUGGCUGCAGAGCGACCUACAGCAGAAUGGAUGUCUGCUGUGUCUACCUCCACUGCGGCGACACCGCCGGUGGCUGCGGCCACUGACGGCGCAACAGUUCUACGAUGUCGUGUAAAUCAAGGGACCAUUUUAGAGGACCCAGUGGACGUAAUACUAGUCGUAGACGCUUUCCGGGCGCCACACUGUACCCCGUUGCAAUUUAAGUCCAACUGCAGCCGACGCGAUGGCUCCAAUCGGGCAGUGCCAAAAGUGCGCUGUCGAAAUGCUUCUCGUCUUUGGAAGUUUGCUCUCACCAACUAAACCGACCGUGCACAGAAAAAAGUACAGGAUCGCGGCCCAUUCACUGUGUGCAAUUGGCUCUGUCGGACUUAAAGUGAAACGGAGUAUAGCGUUGUGCUUAGAACAAGUUUCUGAUCGUCGUAUUUACCCUGGCCUCGAAAGUGGUGUCUCGAUUUCCACCCGUUGACAUGGUAGAAACGUAGCGUCGUUGCUCGCCGCAGUUCUGCUGGCGUCGAAGCGGCAGAGGUAGGCAUGGGGGACACUGUUCUGCUGUAGGUCGCUCCACAGUGAGGCGGUCGAUAGAAACCAAAGCCGACGCACGAGGGGAAGCCACAACGAUGGCGAUCCUCACGUUUGUUCGCCUCUUUCGCCGGCAUUUCUACGACAUCAGGAUCGCGACGUCGGACAACACAAUGCAUCGGCUCCUGCGACUCGGUUCGUUGCCACCUCAGGACCUUGUUAGAAGCGCAGAAGGGACGGAAAGCACGCCGGUCGAAGGCGUGUUCCUGGGACCAUAAUUCUAGAGCUGGCUUCUAAAGGCUAGCUGGCACAUCCGCACUCAAGUGUGCAUCCACGCUCGAGUGGCUAAUUAGAUUGUUGUAGUAUGCAAGCCGAUUUUUGCAAUUUAUUUCAAGCAGCAAGAGUGUUUCUUGCACUAUAAAAUGGACCAGAAAAUUUCGUGCCUACACCUAGAAAGCUCAAACUUUCACCAAAUGUACAUUUAGGUGGUGGAUUUUAGCUUGUGAAAUUUCGGGGCAUUCUUCCUGUAAAAAUCGAGACCAACGUGCUUGCCAAAUUCAGCGGCGGACGUUUUCGCAGGCAACCAAGUUAGUGAUGACUAACUUGUGGCGCCAUCUCCCGACAGGCGCAGAGAGCAGACAACGCACCCUCCUGUCUGCCAGCCGCACCUAUUGGGAGAUGGCACCGCUAGUUAACAAUCAUCACUGACGCGGUUAUCUGCGAAUGCGACUACCUUCCACUUUGGCAGCUUUGUUGGCCUUAUUUUUUUAUAGGAAGAGAAUGCCCUGAAAUUUCACAAGCUAAAAUCCACUAGCUCAAUGCAUACUCGGUGAAACUUUGAGCUUUCUAUGUGCCGGCACCUAAUUUUUGCAUUCCAUUUUACAGUGGAGGAAACUCUGUAGGCACCCUCUAAAUUAGUCUAAUGCAAUCCAAUCUUUCUUAUUGCUUAUUUCAAUAAUAUGCUUGGACAAUCACACUUUCUUAUUGCUUAUUUUAAUAAUGUUCUGGACAAUCACACUUUCUAACUGCAAAUUUCUUCCCAGUGUUCAGUUCUGUGUGCCUUUUAUGAUUGAGACGAUGUAGUGAUUGACCGACUGAUGGUUGUGUAUUGGUGACAAUGUAAUUAAGUUGUUCUUUUGUUGAUGUUUUCUUAAUGCACCUGUUGAUCCGACUUUGAAAUGGUGAAUGAAAUGUCUUCUUGUUUUAUAUAUCCCUGUUAGCUAUCUUUGCUUUCUACCAAAGGCCUGCAGUAUGUUUUACAUAAAUAAAUGAAUUACUGUGGAGAACCACUGCAAACUCUAAUUUAAAUAGUUUGUUAGACCUACAGAAGACAGUUUGCAGCAUUGAGAAUCUUCAUUUUACCAAUUGUUCAGCGCCAUAUUUCGCAAAGUAAUAAACCGUAUAUGUUGAAAAACUUUAUUUGAAAACUUGCAAUGCAAAUAUAUAGUAACUAGAACAGUGAUCAAAAUGUUUUUAUUUUUUUUUAUUUACCACUUAAAAGCAAUUCAAUAUAAUCUGUGAAAUGAACUUUACAUAAAGCUGAAAGUAUGAAGAAAUUAUGGCUCCAAAGUGCUAGCCUAUAAAUCCCAGAGUUUAAAGCACCCCAAUAUUACUAAAUUACCCCUUAAAGACCGACGACCAGUUUGUGCUUUCCACUUUUCCCCCGCUUCCUCCUCUCCCCCCUUCUACCCUGUCCACUGUUGCCCGUUUCCUCCUCCCCAUGGGGAGGAGGACCUUCUGCCUUGCAGAAUGUCGAGUCUGGUUGUCGGCCUUUAAGUGCCACAUUUUUUUAAGUGUCCUAAAAAGUGCCAUAUUUUUUUUAUUGAGUUUUUAUUUCUCUAGUAUCACAGAUAGAAUUUCAAGUUUAUUAUGCGAAAAUCAGUAUAUCUGUGUGCACAUGAACCUUGUUACAGUUGUGCGUAUGCGCAAAGUAGCUUGCGUUUCUGCAUACACGUUAAGCAUCUUACAUCCUCUGUGGUUGAGUGUAAGGAAAAAACAGUAAAUUAGGGCAGUCCUGUUGAUGUUUUUACGCUAAAACUCCAAGUACGGUACAGCCACAUUAUUUGAGGAUACAGACUGUGCGGAAUCACCGCCACCAUCCGAAUUGUCGUCAUCGCCAUCAUGGGAUACACUUGAAGAGCUGAAUUCAGCAACAAAUUAAGUCAUCGUCUUCACUUGACGAACAAAAAUAAACUUCUUCCGAGUCACUCUAGCUUUCCUCAGCGAUAAAUUUUCAUUUUCGCAAUGAAGUUCCGCCUGCUCCGUUAGCUGGCAACACCAUUUUUAAAUGACUGUUGCCAGAGUAUCUUCUCAUUUAUCUUGCCAACUGCGGCGAAAAAAAAGAAAAAGAUGCCAACUAAUAGUAUUUGAAGUUGGGUUAGUCGGUGCAUAUUGGUAACUGGAAAAAACAGCGCAAAAAAGAAAGUGGCGGAUAAAUAUAAUGUUCCUGUAGUCUUCUCGGCCCCGUCUAAGUUGUCUCAAUUGUGUGCUGCGAUUGAGAAAGCAAAAAGUAAACGUGUGGUGUGUGAAAUCAAACAUUGUUUCAAAUACGUCGCAGGCACAGUCGCAGUUAUGUAUAAUGUUCGAGCUAGGGGACUUUCUCUUGUCUUUGAGGUCUAUGCCAUCGGGUCACCAUUGAAAUAUUGGCACAUUGAAAUAUUGGCAAGACACCCUAAAAAAUUGACUAGGGAAAUUCAUGAGGCAUUACAUAUGUCUACACGGUCCUGAUUGAGUCAGUUAGGAUGUGUAAUGAAGAGUUCAGGCGUACCGGCAUCCGCUCGUGUAUCACUACUGCGUGGUGCACGUUAAAGACCCCAGGCUAGUGGUUGUACUGCACUGGCUAAAUUGCUCAUUGCAACUUUGAAAUGGCUGACCAACUACCGUACAUGCUCUAUAAAUAUCCACACAACCCCAAUUAUUAUUGAAGAGUUCAGGUUUAUUCGUUGAAUGGGAAUGUUUGUGUAAAAGUUGGGGUUGAGUUCUUACAAUUUUUAAAUAUGUUAAAUAUCCUGUAACACAUGAUUUUUUUUUUUU
Molecule: messenger RNA, 6292 nt
Organism: Ixodes scapularis (black-legged tick)
Lineage: Eukaryota; Metazoa; Arthropoda; Arachnida; Ixodida; Ixodidae
Product: DNA polymerase theta-like
Exons: 8
Coding region: 728-2419 (563 amino acids)
Biological process (GO): double-strand break repair via alternative nonhomologous end joining; DNA-templated DNA replication
Molecular function (GO): DNA-directed DNA polymerase activity; DNA binding
Source: RefSeq, a predicted model, not a curated record